AUGAAUCCCAAGACGCCCCCUCCAACACCUGUUUCCAACCCCGUCUGCCCUACGUACGGCCCGUGGAAACUCGUCAGCGUACCCGCAAGCGAAAUCGAAUCUGAUACCUCUCAGUGGUCCCAGGAAUUAUCAAAGCUAGAAGUCAGUAUUAUAGGAAAGCAUAGUGACGAUGCCUACGAAGUUGCUAUUGAUCCACUUCAUCUUCUGGGGCUCAAAUCUCAGCCUUGGUACAUGAAUCUUAACGACAACCCGAUACAACCCGGAGAGAGACAGAAAGAUAUUUAUGGCAUAAAUGCCGCAACCAAGAAAGCUCGUGAGCAAUGGCUUCAACGCGCUGCCGGUGUGAUCCGCUCUGGACACCAGCCAGAGGUCAAUGAAGCUUAUCGCGAUCAUGCCCGAUCCAAUGGCUUACACGAAGAGCUCGCUAGAGCAAUCUUGAUUCAUGAUAUAAAGACAUCAAUCCCUUUGGUUCAGCAAAAGUUGGCACAAAACUGUGUGCUCUUAUUUCUGAACUUGGAGAAAGAUCAUAGUUCUUCUGCCGCCUACAAUUACCUUAGGAGUGAUCAAGAUGAGUUGCUUGAAAGUCUCCAGUGUUCGUUACGAAUUCCAAUACCACCCAAAAGGACGAAGUGUGACGAGACUCAAAUCACUUCACUUAUCCGAGCUCUGCUGGAAUUGUCCGGCGGCAGAGUGGAAGUUCAACAGCAUGGAUUCAUUGAAGAGUACACGGCUAGUGAAAACGCCGAUCUUUACGCUUCGGUUUUCAACAUUACAAGGUUGAGGCAGUUUGGAGAUUUCGAUCCAAAAGAAAUGUGCAAAAUGCUCUCGAAGUCUGUGGCGUUCUCUGAGAUGGCCAUCAGUAUCCGAUAUGUGGAAGAAUCGACCGCAAAGAUGAUGGACUCUCUCCAGGUUGGCUUUCGAAAGGGAUACCUAGAACUUCCAUCGCAGGUGUUGAGUGGACUCGGGGUUGGCCAAAUAGACACAUUUGAAGCCUAUCUUACGCAUACUUAUCGAACCAUUCCGCCACUUCAAAGACCGGAAAACAAUACGCUACUCCUUCUUACCUGGAGCACGGUGGUGUCUGAUCGUCAGCUCGAUGUCCUCCGCGAAUGGGCGAGUUCAGAAAAUGGUCUAUACAAGCAGUUGAUUAGAGAUUUCCGAGAUCCCCAGACUGCGGAACAGCUUGUGUUGAUCAUGGCUGCCUUAAUGAGCUAUCGACGACUUCUUCCCGACCUCUCUGACGAUUCCGAGCGGCCUAUCAGGGGUAGCUAUCUAGCCGACCUAGAUGCUCUCUUGAAUGGCUGUUCGCUUGGAAACAGUGGAAUAAUCGCGCAACGUAUGGUCUUUUCGCUGAUACGGGUAUUCCGUUCCUCCGGGAACCAGUUUGGGGAGCUCACUACGUUCCUUGAGACUGUCCUUGACCGAGAACCUCCUUUAUUGCAUGUCUUUGACGGAUUUUGUGAUCAAUAUUGGAAUCGGAGAAUCGACAGCCACACUCGCCACACUCAUGAGAUCGUAAUGGUAGAGUUGUCGCAUUUGAAAUUGCCAAAGCUUAGAGAAGAUGGCGACCCAGACUGGGUCACCGUAACGCUCCCAGAGGCACUGCCUGUUCAGGACCAUUCACAAAAACCAUACAGUGACCACACACUGCCAGCUGUGAAAACGAAGUCCAUGGAGCAGUCCCAUGGUGAUCAUCCCCCUAAGAUCGAUAUCCCUCAUACCAUCGAAGUAUCCACCGCGCCUAGAAUCGCUGAAGAUAUGACUGCCUCUUGUAUCGGCGCAGAAUUUUCUUCGAAAGUCCUAUUACCGCCCCUGGGCUUCCGCGGGGACCAGUACACACUUAUACGAAUGUUCAGGGUUGAAGAUGAAAACGUGUUGCAAAAACUUGAUGCAAACAUCGGAAAAGUGAAUGAGGUUCCUUGCAUCGAGGAGUUGAGCGAUGGGUCAUGGGAGAUUUGUAUCCUCCAGUCGCAUCGCCGUAUCGUAAAGGAUGAGCUCUGUAAGAUAUUCCCUGGCUCAAACGUCGACCUUUACUACGAUCCUCUUGAACCUACGGCCAAGGACUCAAAGAUCUGGGGUUAUGAUAAGGCAAAGAGGCUCUAUGAAGUAUGGUUUUUCGACAGAGCAAUCCGGGUAAUCAAAGAAGCCUGGUCUGCGGGUGCUGCUUGCUAUGCUUACCGUCUGAAAGUCAUGUCUGGGCUUAGCGUUGACUUUACGCUGAUGCCUACGUACCAAGGCUAUUUACAAAGCAAAGAAGACGCCGUCUAUCUCCUUGAAGCCUGUCUUAGCGGAAAGCUUGCCCAUUCAUGUCGAGGGCCUCAAGAUGGAGAGGCAACCAUCAGUGGCAACAUUUUCGUCUGGGAAGCGAGUAUCACAGGCAUUGAUUGCUGGAGGGAUGGCAUGGAGUGGACUAUCUGGGAAGAAGACGGCUUUGAGGUCGGCAAAGCGAUCGAUGAUUCCGGGCUCAUGAAGAAGACAUUUAAUAUCCCCGCAUAUGAGCGCAUUCAUCAUGUAGUGUCCUACUAUACUGCAUGUGAUGCUCAAACCUUAGCUCAGCCAUCAAAAGAACUUGACUUAGGGCCCUUCAGCAAUCUCGUAUCAAGUUUCGAUGCUCAGCCUCAGCACCAUUUUCACGGAGAGAUAGCUCUUCGUCACCGAAGACACAACCAUCAACGACAAGGAAGCCCGAAAAACACGCAAUACGCCUGCACUUUCAGCAAAUGCUUCAUGAAAUUUGAGAGCAAAUAUGCCUGGAAAUUGCACGAGAACUCACAGCAUUUCCAAGUGGAGUGCUGGUUAUGCCCUUUUUAUCCCUGUACUGACAGCAACCAAACUUCUACAUAUGGGAAUGAAGAUGGUAAUGGACAGAUUAAGACACGAAUCUUCUAUUCCCGUCGUGACUAUAUCACACAUCUCCAAUCUGUGCACUCUGUCAAUAACGACACGGUCGAUCAACAAAUUCGUGAGCAGAGAAUUGGUCGAAACUGCCAGAGUCGCUACUGGUGCGGGUUUUGUGGAAAGAUUGUGCCGUUGCAGAAGAAGGGGCUGGAGGGCGCCGAUGAGAGAUUUGAUCAUAUUGGGGGGCACUUCAGCGGUGGGGAGCAAAUUGCGAAUUAUAUUGAGAUGGACGGUAGUGGUGUCAAAGGAGAAAACCGGGGGGGUGAGUUGGAUGGAUGCCACACCUCUAUCACCUCUUCUGUGGACGAUGCUGAAGUCUGGCCUUUCCAAGACGGCGGGGCACGUUGCAACGAUGGAAUCCACAAGACAGGAAUGACGCGCGAGGAAAGUGUUGCAGAUGCAGACGAAUGGGACGAUGAUUUCGAUUCCACGCCACUUCUAGAGCAGCCUUGCAGUUAG
This is a messenger RNA of Endocarpon pusillum Z07020, 3357 nucleotides long. RefSeq lists its product as uncharacterized. The record is from RefSeq and is a predicted model, not a curated record. Gene Ontology annotation, molecular function: DNA binding. The transcript is spliced from 5 exons. Lineage: Eukaryota; Fungi; Ascomycota; Eurotiomycetes; Verrucariales; Verrucariaceae. Bases 1 to 3357 code for a protein of 1118 amino acids.